GGAAAAUGUUGGAUAUAGAGGAUUCAAUAGAAAGAGUUCCUCUUGCUCAAAACAAUCAAAAUGGCUUGGUUAAAAAUAAAUUUGAAACAUUCUUCAAUAUUAAAACUAGAAGAAAACGAAAAGAGGAGGUUGAGGAUGAAAAACAAAUGGCGAAAAAAGAAGUUAAUGAAUUGGAAAGUGUUCUUCCUUGGAAUAGAGUAGUCUAUUUACGAACUUGGGGAUGCUCUCAUAACAACUCUGAUUCUGAAUAUAUGGCUGGACUUUUAUUAAAAGCUGGAUUUAAAGUAACUUCAGAAAAAGAAAUGGCUGAUAUUUGGCUUUUAAAUAGCUGCACAGUAAAAACCCCAUCAGAAACAAUGUUAGAAAAUCAAGUAAAAGAAGGCAAAUCAAAAAUGAAAAGAAUUGUUGUUGCUGGAUGUGUUCCUCAGGCAGGGCCACAAAUUUCUUGGUUAAAAGAUGUUAGCGUUAUUGGAGUUCAACAAAUUGAUAAAAUUGUUAAUGUUGUCGAGGAAACUUUAAAUGGAAAUAGUGUUAGGUUUCUUUCUAGACAAAAUAAAUCUGCAAAAGCGAUGGAUCUUACACUGCCAAAAAUGAGAAGAAACGAAUUUAUAGAAAUUCUAGCAAUUAAUAGUGGAUGUUUAAAUCAUUUUGACCAAGCAAAAAGAGCCUUAACGGAACAAGGUUGUCGGGAAUUGUGGUUAACUUCUGAGGAUUUGGGUGCGUGGGGAAGAGAUUUUGGUAUGGUUAUUCCGGAUUUACUUCAAGCUUUGGUCGAAAUAAUUCCUGAUGGAUGCAUGAUGAGAAUGGGAAUGACAAAUCCUCCAUAUAUUCUUGAUCAUUUGGAAGAAAUUGCACAAAUUUUAAAUCAUCCAAAAGUUUAUUCAUUUUUACAUAUUCCUGUCCAGUCUGGAAGUAAUGCUGUUUUGAGUGAUAUGAAAAGGGAAUAUACAAAAGAACAUUUUUGUCAAAUUGUUGAUUAUAUGAUUAAAAAUGUGCCAAAUAUUUAUAUAGCGACAGACUUUAUUUGUGCUUUUCCAACAGAAACUGAAGAAGAUUUUGAAGAAAGUAUGGAAUUGGUCAAAUUAUACAAAUUCCCAAGUCUUUUUAUCAAUCAAUUUUAUCCCAGGCCGGGAACACCAGCUGCUCGUUUAAAGAAAAUAAAUACUGUUGAGGCCCGUAGACGAACAUCCGAAAUGACUCGUCUAUUUCAUUCCUACCAUCGUUAUGAUGAAUCUAGAAUAGGAAAAGAAUAUUGGGUUUUAAUUUGUGAACGUGCUUCUGAUGGGAAAAGUUAUGUUGGGCAUAAUAAAUGUUAUGAACAUAUUUUGGUACCAGAUCCAUAUGAGGAUGAAAUUUUAAAGAAUGAGAAUUCUUCUAAAAAUGGUUUUUUACUAGGCAAAUGGGCUUAUGUUCGAAUUAUUGGUGUUUCUAAAUUUUAUAUGCGCUCAGAAAUUUUAAAUUGGGAAGGCCCUAAAGAUGAAAAUAUUUUAAAGAAAAAUUCUCUAAAAUUGGCAAAGGAUUUAUUAGGUUCGUCUUCUUUAUUUUUUAUUUUUGGUUCUUUAAUUUUGGCUUUAUUGUUGAAAUUUUAUUUAAAUUUUGUUUAAAAAAAUUUUUCGGUGCCUUUUUUUAUUUUUUAGUUGG
This is a messenger RNA of Meloidogyne enterolobii, 1641 nucleotides long. Lineage: Eukaryota; Metazoa; Nematoda; Chromadorea; Rhabditida; Meloidogynidae. The record is from the annotation of a GenBank genome assembly.